AAUGUGCAAAUAAGUUAACUGUUAUGAUUCAUGCAUAUCUGCGCACGCGCGGGCUCAAAAUAACGCACGUUCUCUCGUGAACGAAACAUACUUUGGUAUGUGAACAGUUUUCAAUUGGUGUGCAGGAACUGCACACCAAUGUAAAGUAAAUGUAAAGUAAAUACAGCUGCCUUUAAGCUUUGUGAAGUAAUUAUGUUUUUUCUGUUAUUCAACAGAAGGUGGAGUCUUCACUAGAGGCCUCAAGGCAGGAGACAAUUGAACUUCAACAGUCCAGUUCCUCGGCGCAACCGGCUACUAAAAUUACAGACCAGUCAGCUGGGUCAUCUCGAAAAUGGAGUGUCAGCUCUUCUAGCAAGCAGGAAAAUGACAGCAGUAACUCUGUGCGUACGAUUUAUCAUCGCUACUGCUAAAAAUGCGUUUUCUGUUGCCGCUCUGCAAUCAGCGGUGGCGCUUGGUUCAAGAGCUGUUACACACCGCUGAACUGUGGGCUCCUGAUUACAUGCCCGUGAUAAUGGUGGAUAGACGAGUACCGCUGAUCGAGCGCCAUGCUGAGUCGCGGAACAGUGUUUUCUUACAGGUUUACCAUGAGCUGAGAGGGGAGAAGGCUCAUUUUCGCUGGAACAAGAGGAAGUAUGGCCAAUGGUGGGAAGUGAAGUUUGUAGGUGAAGGCAUAAUUGAUCAGGGUGGAGGUUUUCGUGACUCUUUGGCUGAACUUGUUGACGAGCUGUGCCCUCCUGAAGAACGCAUACCAGAGAUCCUGCCAUAUCUGAUCAGAACUCCUAAUCACAAGGAGAAGACUGGUGAUUUUCUGGACUGUUUCAUUCCCAAUCCCUCUUGUGACACUCUGCACUUGUUCCAUUGGCUAGGGGUCCUCAUGGGAGGAGCGUAUCGCAGUGAUGAGAGCCUCACUCUGGCGUUCCCUCCUUUUGUUUGGAAGCUCAUUGUUGGAGAGCAUGUCACGUGGGCAAAGGACUACGUCGCCAUUGAUGAAGCUGCUGUUCACAUAACAGGUGAACUAGAAGUCCAAGAUGAAGCGUCAUACCUCAGUAGCUAUGGCAACGAGUGCACGUUCUCCACUGUGUUGAGUGACGGUCGGCGUGUGGAGUUACUUCCAGGAGGGGAGGGGAGAGUAGUGAGGUCUGAGGAGAGACAGGAGUACACUAGCUUAGUGAGAAAGGCCCGGAUGACUGAAUUCACUAAACAGGUUCAGGCAAUCAGAGAGGGCUUGAUGUCAGUUAUCCCCGAGUCUGUGCUCUGUCUUCUCACCUGGACUAACCUGGCGCGAGGGGUCUGUGGAGAUCGGGAGAUUUCUGUCGCUCAGCUUAAGUCAGCCUGUAAGUGUUUCCCUUUGGUGAUUAUUGAUAAACUUUUAAGAUUUAUCUGAAGUUCGCCAAUAAGAACAACACGGUUGUUUAUGUCAUAAGAAAUAUAAUUGUUUUGUUGGCUUGUCAUUUAUUCCUUCAUGAAGAAUUUCCAAGGUGGGAGACGCGCUGGCUUCACAGACCAUAUUCGUAUUCUCGGUAUCGGACUGGAACUAGCUUGCAACUGAGGCUAAUGUGGGGAGUCUUUUCAAA
This is a messenger RNA of Orbicella faveolata, 1574 nucleotides long. RefSeq names its product E3 ubiquitin-protein ligase HECTD3-like. The record is from RefSeq and is a predicted model, not a curated record. Lineage: Eukaryota; Metazoa; Cnidaria; Anthozoa; Scleractinia; Merulinidae.